AUGCGCCGGCAUAUUGAAAAAUUAGAGAUAUACUACGAAAACUCCGAAUGGUUUCGGAAGUGUUAUAACUUCAAGGUGUUAUACCAUGAGCACGGUUUUAGAAUCGAACUGAGAGCCCCUCCCCUCCUCUCAUCCCUUGACUGUUUCAGUUUUAUUGAAAUCUACAAAAUUGAAUUUGACUUGUCAAAUCCUUGGUGAGGGACUUGUAAUUUUGAAUUAACAAUUUCGUUCAAACUGAAACCGUCAAGGGAUGAGGGGGAGGGAAGACGGAGUUUCAGGCAGAGCCAUAGCCGUUCUGAAGGUAUACAAGUGAUUUACCAAGGUGUAAUCGUUAUUGCUUUAGGAGCAUCUGUUGUUUCAAAUCCUAAAGAAUGCUCAUCUCCAAUCCAAGUAUUUUUGGUGGGACUAUUUGGGCUUUAUUUAGCAGGCCUUAUUAUAAAUUUUGGUGUGGGGUUUUCCAGGUGAUGCAAGGCGUAUGUCAUGACAGGGCUUUACAAGCCUACAAUUGAAGGAAUUGUAAAAGGUGUCGAUCUCUGCUAUAUUCCUAUUUAUUUAACUUUUUCGAUUUUUGAAUUUAUUUGGUAUAUUAUUGGAAGUGUGUGGUAUUUUGAGAGCAGUGACUGCUCUAGUGAGUAUAGUCAAGGUGCUACUUUUACGAUUGCAUUACUUGUGGUAUGGUAUAUCUUCAUGGCGAUAUCAAUUAUCUUUUUCAUUGGAGUGAAUUGGUAUGUGCACUCUAUUGAAGUGGUGCGAAAUCCGCCAAAAGAGCAGCAAAAUCAAAAUCCUGAUAUAAAGGUCAAUCAGCCACCCUAUCCUGGAAAUCAGCCUUAUUUUCCAGGAAGCAGGGCUCCAUAUUGGGCACAAGAGAAUACAUAUCCACAAACACCUGCCAAUCAAUCAUAUUAUGAUAGCAGAGGGUAUGAUCCAAGAUACUCAGGAGCAAAUGAUCCUAGAUAUAGCUAAUUCUUUAUAUAUGCAUUUUAAAUAAUAAUAUAUUUGAUUGUGCUUAUUCACUCACUGAAGUAUAUCAAGAGCCAAGGUAUCCAGGGCCCUAUGAUUCAAGAUAUCCAGAUAGAUACGAUCAAGGAUAUGGUCAAGGAUAUGAAGAAGACUACAAUAGAUACCCAGAUCGACAAAGCCAGUAUCCGCCUGAAUAUUAUGAGCCAAGAUAUGAAGGAGGGUAUGGGAGAUAUCCAGAAAGACAAGAACAGUAUCCCCCAGAAAGAUAUGAUCAAAAUUAUGCAAGUGGGUUUAAUAGAUCUUCUCCUAGGCAAAGCCAAAGCCAAUAUAACUAUCAAGGGAAUCCAGGCUCGCCUUAUAAUCGCACUAAUUAUUAA
Molecule: messenger RNA, 1337 nt
Organism: Blepharisma stoltei
Lineage: Eukaryota; Ciliophora; Heterotrichea; Heterotrichida; Blepharismidae
Source: the annotation of a GenBank genome assembly